Molecule: messenger RNA, 594 nt
Organism: Sorex araneus (European shrew)
Lineage: Eukaryota; Metazoa; Chordata; Mammalia; Eulipotyphla; Soricidae
Gene: POLR2L
Product: RNA polymerase II, I and III subunit L
Exons: 2
Coding region: 84-287 (67 amino acids)
Biological process (GO): transcription by RNA polymerase I; tRNA transcription by RNA polymerase III; transcription by RNA polymerase II
Cellular component (GO): RNA polymerase III complex; RNA polymerase I complex; RNA polymerase II, core complex
Molecular function (GO): DNA binding; DNA-directed RNA polymerase activity; zinc ion binding
Source: RefSeq, a predicted model, not a curated record
CGGAUUGGCCGGCGCGGGGUCCCGUCGGGUCCCUAGUCCGGGCCGCCGCCACCGCCACCGCCACCGCCACCACCACCGUCAACAUGAUCAUCCCCGUGCGCUGCUUCACGUGCGGCAAGAUCGUCGGCAACAAGUGGGAGGCCUACCUGGGGCUGCUGCAGGCCGAGUACACCGAGGGGGACGCCCUGGACGCGCUGGGCCUGAAGCGUUACUGCUGCCGCCGCAUGCUGCUAGCCCACGUAGACCUCAUCGAGAAGCUGCUCAACUAUGCGCCGCUAGAGAAGUAACCGCGCCCCCUCAACCCCCAGCACACUUCGCGGGGAUUGCGGGGGACCCCGCCUGCCUCCCGGGGUGGAACCGGCAGUGAAGACCCUCGGCCCAGUGAUGGACACUUGGAAGCCUGCAUCAGCAGUUCUGCCGCGGCCCCUGGAACCCAGCGCAAAAGCCGACCGCCCUGCCCCUGGGAUCCUCACCCACCCACCCCUCUGGCCCCCUUUGCUCCACUAGAAACCCACCCUAAAACCCAGGCCUCACGAUCCUCACCAAGGCUUGGGAAUGGAAACGCCUUUUUCUAUAAACCCGUUUUCACCCUAA